Drosophila innubila is the source of this 1002-nucleotide messenger RNA. RefSeq lists its product as uncharacterized. Gene Ontology annotation, biological process: GPI anchor biosynthetic process. The transcript is spliced from 4 exons. NCBI's taxonomy places the organism in Eukaryota, Metazoa, Arthropoda, Insecta, Diptera, Drosophilidae. The coding region runs from base 29 to 808 and encodes 259 amino acids. Gene Ontology annotation, cellular component: endoplasmic reticulum membrane. The record is from RefSeq and is a predicted model, not a curated record.
UUUUGAGCAUUUAAUUACAUUUAAAGCAAUGCUUUGUCAAUUUAAGUUUAUAUUAAUAGUUUGUUUAAUUGCCACGCUGCUUUUUAGUGGGGCUAACUGUAAUACAUCGCCCUUUAUAGACAUUGAAAUGGAUGAAGCCGGCAUGCAUAGAAAACUUAAGUACCAAGUGCAGUUUCCUGAUUCAAUUGUUAACAUGAAUUGUGAAUAUGUGAUCUUGCAACCGCUGCCAGCUGCAGUUUUCAUAAGCACCGAUGAGCUGGAUGACUUGCAACGCUUGAAGAUGCUUAAUGCAAUCUAUCCGAAAUUCGUAGACAUUGAAAUAAUCACAGAAAAGGCAAAACCUUUCACAGUAUUACUUCAGGGAACAGUGAAGACAGAGGAAACUUUAACAUUGCCCAUACACUUUCGUUAUCAUGCAGCCAGCGAUAAAGAACAUCAUAGUUCCAUAGCCACUGUGAAAAUAAGCACACCUGAACUUUAUCUAAACUGCCCAAUUGGCAUUGACACUGAGAUACCGAUCAGACCAGAUAAGCUGCAUUGCCUAAAUAAACACGAAAUUAAUCUUGAAGAGCACCACAAUCAGCACUUGAAGGCGGACUUGGACUGCAACUGGCAGCGGGUUCACGUGGACUAUCAACUGAAGUCACCGCUUCUGGCGAAGAUUCCCGUGGGCAAUGCCAAGGCCUAUACGCCGGUUCUAUAUGCAACAAUCAUACUCAGUUGGACUGUGUCCAUUUGGACGGUGUUGCAUACUCAGUCGGUACCACGCCGCAUUAAUAGAGAAUUAAAUAAGCUAAAGCCAAACUGACACAAUUCUAUGUUAUAAGAUCUCGCACUGUAAAAUCUGAGUCAGACUGUGAAUUUUAUGUUUGUAAAUAACUAUUAUCUCGACUCGUGCAGCAGAUAAACCCGGCAAAUAUUUAACUAGACGACACGACCAAUAAAUGCCUCAAAUCACUGAUUCCAAGGACCAUGUGGUAAUCAGUUUCUGUGAAAUGAUAA